AAUGCAGUCCAACUAUUUUAAAGCCGCCUAUGAACGCAUCUGAGUACGGAAGUGCACGUCAAAUAUGCUACAUCAAGCUCAUGAAAAUGAUACCGAAAGUAACUUGAACUUGCUAAAACUCUGCUCAAGUUCGAAAACAAUCAGGCAUUGUAAAAAAUCAAAAUGGCAAAUCGUACAGAUGAUAUAAUGAAACUCUGCUGUGAAAUCUCGGCAAAUAAGAAGAUUAAAGCAGCAUUUAAAAACUCCGCGAAAGGAGCCGUCGUUGCAGGAGGAACUGCUUUUUUUGGAGGGCUGCUCGGUGGUCCUGCCGGGAUAGCUGUUGGUGCUGCUGUAGGGGGUGCUCUGGGCGGAUGGAUGACCAGCGGGCAGUUCAAACCUCUUCCUGAGAUCCUCAUGGAAAUGAGUCCUAAACAGCAGGAGCAACUGUACUCCGAUGUCAUGGCCAUAGUGGGUACACUGAAAUGGACUGAGGUUGUGCAGCUGAUUGCUCAAGUUAAUGGGAACGCCUCACUACAUGAGCAGGUGCUGGGUGCUGUACUUAAUUUUACUAAAAACCAACUCAAAGCUGAAGUGAAGUAUGAAGACUGACAGCUGGAGAGGGUGAAUAUUACUGGUUUAGUUUCGGUAAUUUAUUUUUUACAGAACUAGAUGGACGAGUUGCUACUAUAUUUUGCAUUUUGCUGAUGAGAAGGCUAACGAUACACUGCAACUUUUUGAUCUAUUUGCCGGUAGUACUGUUCUUUGUGCACUUUCCAAUUGAAGAUCGGUUAUACAAGAAGAUGGUUUCUGGAUACUCUAGAUUGGUCGUGGGACCUGUGUCUCACCUGGUUGGCGGCUGAUAGCAACAUUGCUCAGAAAGUUGCCCCCUGUACAAUCAGCCUUUCUGUCAUAUAUCUGACUUUUCAAUAAAACACUAUGACUUAAGAAGUAAUAAAGUGGAACUUGUAAAAAAUAUUGGACCUACAUGUUUAGACCAGACAUUUUACAUAUCAGAAAAAAUAGACAUGAUCAUAAAUGAUUCAAAGCAGAUGUUUUCAUCAUCCUUUUAAUUGGUCAAUGCAAAAUGUAUAAUGUAGGCAUCACUGCGUGUUGACA
Messenger RNA from Carassius gibelio (silver crucian carp), 1095 nucleotides. RefSeq names its product protein C19orf12 homolog. Bases 163 to 588 code for a protein of 141 amino acids. The transcript has 3 exons. The record is from RefSeq and is a predicted model, not a curated record. Lineage: Eukaryota; Metazoa; Chordata; Actinopteri; Cypriniformes; Cyprinidae.